Messenger RNA from Cyanistes caeruleus (blue tit), 7410 nucleotides. RefSeq names its product protein tyrosine phosphatase receptor type E (gene PTPRE). Lineage: Eukaryota; Metazoa; Chordata; Aves; Passeriformes; Paridae. The record is from RefSeq and is a predicted model, not a curated record. Gene Ontology annotation, molecular function: protein tyrosine phosphatase activity. Gene Ontology annotation, biological process: protein dephosphorylation.
UGGCUGCUGAUAGCACUAAUGAAACCUUCUGUUAACUCUUUCACACAUCAGCAGCAGGUACAGGAGGUGCCACCGGCUCUCCCCGAGUCGUUUUGCUAAUUGAGAGCAAGUUCUUAAUUGCAGGCACUCAGCCCUGCAUUGCAGAACUGCUGCUGCCGCAACCCCGAAUGUCAGUGAUGAGGAAAUGGUGAAACGGCCCGAAAAAAUAGGAGCAAGUCCAAGCCCAGCUGCAAGGGAGAAGUAAAAAAACCCCACAAACUGAAAAGAGUCGGUUCUUCCUGCAAAAAUGCCACACAACAGAGAUUCACCUCAGGGGAUUGAUUACACGAACCUGCGGAAAUGUGGGGAUUUAAAUACUGCAGGCGGCUAAUUCAGCUCUUCCUGGGGCUGAGGAAACAUUCCUUAGCUGCAGGAACACAUCUGAGAGAGGUUUUGUUCUGCAUGGGAGCAGCUGGCAGAGAAUGGCACCUGUGCAUGGGGUCACCUGCUGGCCGCUGGUGUGUGACACCGAGCGUGGAUGGGGGACAAGGUGAGACACAGGGGGUGGGACACUGGAAGGGGAGCUGCAGGAGGGAUGGUGACAUCCAGCUUUGGGAUUUGCUGUCCUGCUUCCCAGUUUGUGGCUGCUCUGGCUGAAGCUGUCGUGCAGCGGGAUUUGGGCUCAUAGCAGAGCGAGGUUGUCACUGCAGCAAGGAGCUGUCCCCUCGGAGCUGCACUGGGCUGGCUGAGGCACAACUGGGCGCUGCAGGCACGAAGGAAAUUCUCUCUGGCACUGAAAAGAGAAGAACCAACUUCUGAUGAAUUUUGUGGUUUCUGAAAAGACUGGCGGGUGUGUGGAGCUGGUGUUGCUGCGCCGUCACGAGAUGGCCGAGCGUGCUUCCCCGAGGGGAGCGUUCCUGCUGUCCUGAACGCUUGAAGGUCCAGGAUGGAACAUUCCUGCUCGCUCCUGCUGCUCUGUGUUAGUUUCAUUUUUGCACAAGCUCUGCCACCCAACGGAACUGAGCUGCCCAAAAUAACCACGAGCACCAACUCUACUGAGGAGAAUACCUUGCACAAGGAGCUGCUGACCUCCCUGCUGAUCCUGGUGCUGGUGGUGAUCAUUUUCGUGGUGCUGGUGGGGUAUUUUUUCAGGUUCAGGAGACACAGGAAAGCUGUGGUCACCUCUGGCGACAAAAAGAUGCCAAAUGGGAUCUUGGAAGAACAAGAACAGCAACGAGUCAUGCUGCUCAGCAGGUCUCCCUCGGGCCCCAAGAAGUAUUUCCCUAUCCCAGUGGAAAACCUGGAGGAGGAAAUCCGGAUACGCUCGGCAGAUGAGGGGAAGCUCUUCAGGGAGGAGUUUAAUUCAUUAACAUCUGGAUAUGUGCAGGGAACUUUUGAAAUGGCAAAUAAGGAAGAGAACAGGGAGAAGAACAGAUAUCCCAACAUCCUGCCAUAUGAUCAUUCCAGAGUGAUUUUGACCCAAAUUGAUGGAGUCCCACCUUCAGACUACAUUAAUGCUUCAUAUAUAGAUGGUUAUAAAGAAAAGAAUAAAUUUAUAGCAGCACAAGGACCCAAGCAGGAAACAGUCAAUGACUUCUGGAGGAUGAUCUGGGAGCAGAAAUCAGCCAUUAUUGUCAUGUUAACCAACCUGAAAGAAAGAAAAGAGGAAAAGUGUUUCCAGUACUGGCCUGACCAGGGCUGCUGGACCUACGGGAAUAUCCGUGUGUCUGUGGAGGAUUGCAUCGUGCUGGUGGAUUACACCAUCCGCAAGUUCUGCGUGCAGUCGCUCCACGAGGGAUGCAAAGCUCCAAGGCUCGUCACACAGCUCCACUUCACCAGCUGGCCAGAUUUUGGGGUGCCUUUCACACCUAUUGGCAUGCUGAAAUUCCUGAAAAAAGUCAAAGCCUUGAAUCCUGCCCAUGCUGGACCAAUUGUGGUUCACUGUAGCGCUGGCGUGGGGCGCACGGGCACCUUCAUCGUCAUCGAUGCCAUCAUCGACAUGAUGCACGCGGAGCAGAAGGUGGACGUGUUCGAGUUCGUCUCCAGGAUCCGCAACCAGCGGCCACAGAUGGUUCAGACAGAUAUGCAAUAUUCCUUCAUUUACCAAGCCUUACUCGAGUACUACCUCUACGGUGACACGGAGCUGGAUGUGUCAUCCCUGGAAAAACACCUCCAGACUUCCCACAGUGCAGCACCAAACCUGGUCAAAAUCGGGCUGGAAGAGGAAUUUAAAAAGCUGACCAACGUGCGCAUCAUGAAGGAGAACAUGAGAACUGGCAACCUUCCAGCCAACAUGAAGAAAGCAAGAGUCAUCCAGAUCAUCCCCUAUGAUUUUAACAGAGUGAUUCUGUCCAUGAAAAGAGGGCAGGAGUACACAGACUACAUCAAUGCUUCCUUCAUAGAUGGAUAUCGGCAGAAGGAUUAUUUCAUUGCCACCCAGGGCCCCCUCCCGCACACGGUGGAGGAUUUCUGGAGGAUGGUGUGGGAGUGGAAGUGCCACACCAUCGUCAUGCUCACCGAGGUCCAGGAGAGGGAGCAGGAAAAAUGCUGCCAGUACUGGCCAUCAGAGGGCUCCGUGACUCACGGAGAGAUCACGGUGGAAAUCAAGAGUGACAACCUGAUGGAUGCCAUCAGUGUGAGGGACUUCCUGGUUACAUUUAAUCAGAGCAACCAGGAGAAGCAGAGCAGGCUGGUCAGGCAGUUCCACUUCCACGGGUGGCCGGAGAUCGGGAUUCCUGCCGAAGGGAAAGGCAUGAUCGACCUCAUUGCAGCAGUGCAGAAACAGCAGCAGCAGACAGGGAACCACCCCAUCACUGUGCACUGCAGUGCUGGAGCGGGGAGAACGGGAACCUUCAUAGCACUGAGCAACAUCCUGGAGCGGGUGAAGGCCGAGGGGCUCCUGGACGUGUUCCAAGCCGUGAAGAGCCUGAGGCUGCAGAGGCCACACAUGGUGCAAACGCUGGAACAGUAUGAAUUCUGCUACAGAGUGGUACAAGAUUUCAUCGACAUCUUUUCAGAUUAUGCUAAUUUCAAAUGAGAAUUCUGCCUUAUUUUUUAAUUUGUCUGUAUAAAUAGUUGUACAUUAUGUUAAUUUAUUCCAUGUCACUUGGAUUGUUGACUGAACUGUAAAUACAACGUUGUGCUGGCUCUAAAAGUUGCAUUUGCUGUAUAAAGUUGUUUCUUAAAUAGAAAUAUCUUCUAAAGCAAAAUAUAAUGUUCCUAUACUGUAUAGCACUGUAAGAUGGGAUAGAAAUCUUUAUUCUAAAUAACAAAAAAUUAAUUCUUGGGGUUUUUUUUUCCCCCUUUGAGUUUUGCCACUCAUAAAUAUUUAUCAACAAUGUUCUCUCCCAGUUCUUGAAUUUUUUGACAGGUGAUUUACAGUUCAUCCUAAAAAAAGUGAAUUUUGGUGCAUGUGUUUAAACAUGUUUUGUUCACCAGGGAAGUAUGUUCACCAUGAAAAUAGAUAUUUAUUUUUCUAGACUGUUUUAAAGAGCCUCCAGGUUUUGUUGGAUUUUGAGUCCUAUUGUCCAUAGGAUAAAAUCAGUAGAAAUACAGAUUUGAAUUUUUGAAUUAACAGAACUUUCAAAGCCCUGUUAAUUUGGUUUUUCUUCACAAAUUUUGUUUAAAUUGACUUGGAAAGGCAAUAAUGUGAUUUUUAGAAUAUUUUGCACAUUUGAAAAGUAUAUUUUGCAGCACCUGAACUUGUCUACUUGAAGAGAAAGGCCAGAAAUGGAGUUAAAAGUUUCUCUUCUCUAUAAUCACCUGCAUAAUUUCCCACUUCUUUAAAGUAAGAGAUGAACUCUUACUCCUUGAUUUGACUCAGCAGGAUAAUUAAGAGGUAAAAAUUGGAAAACACAUUUUAUGAAUGGUUUAAUUUAAGAAACAUUGAGUAUUGUAUUAAAAGUUCCUCCAGGUUCUUAUCCUCCCAGAAAUGUGAUCAAAAAAGGAUUUUCCAUGAGUGGUUUAGGGUUGUGUACAGAGAUAUAUUUUUACUGAAAGCACUACUGAGAAUAGAGUUGGUGACAGAAAAUAUAAAAGUUUUUAUUACAGCCCUGACCAGGAGCUGGAAAAUCCCCACAAUCACAGGGCACCUGAAUGUUCAAUAAUUACCAAGUUGAUCUUUCCCACUUUUCCAAAAGCGUCUCUGACUUAAUGAGCACAAAGAGGGUGAAUCUGUAAUUAAUUCCAUAACGAAUAUGCAACAGUUCUGUUUUGUCCAGCCAGGCUUUGGCCACGCAACAUCAAAGCCUUAUUUCAAACAAGCUGCUUAAACUGAGCUUUUCCCUGCUGUUCUUGCACUAUUUUACCCCAUUCCAAUAAUCCCAUUGCACCUUGAAGCAACACAAGGGGACAGGAAGGUGUCCCUAGGUCUCCUGCCAUUCCAUCCUAGCUGGAAAAGGUUUGGGGUAGGAAUUCCUGAGCACCCAAUUCCCACAGUGCCAUUGGCUGUUCUUGUCUUCCCAUCGCUGCACUCCUGUAUUUAUUUGUACAGUAAUUAUGCACCUCAAAAACGAGAUUGUUUAAAGAUUAAACCUGGCUCGUGAGUCUCUAUGAGAAGAAACACUCAGGCCACAGGGUUGGGUAGUGAAAGUGGAGCUGAGGAAGGGCAUGUUCCUGAAAUUCCAUCCAAAUUGAAAGAGCCAGAAUAAAUCCAGGCUGGAAACUGAUACAGGGGGAGCUCAGUCUGAUUUAUGGCACAGGGAGACUCCCAGAGGUUGGAGAAUAAUGCAAAGGAAUUCCCAUUUUCUGAUCCUGAUGUCAGGAUUUUUCUGACCAUUUAGCCCACGUUUGAAUAAUUUGUCAGUUUUUUGGGUCCCUGAGGUACAAAUUUGGGCUGAGCUGUCCAUGAAGUCCAUCUCAGUGCAGGGAGACUCCCAGACCUUGGAAAAUAAGGCAAAGGAAUUCCUGUUUUCUGAUUUCAGGAGCUUUCCAACCAUAGAUAGCCAACAUUUGAAUAAUAAUAAUAUUAAUUUGUCUGUUUGGCAGAUUAGUGAGUCCCUGUGGUAAAAAUUGAGGCUGUCUCCUGAAAUCAGCCUCAGUGCAGGAAGACUCCAAAAGGUUGGAAAAUAAAGGAAUUCCCAUGUUAACAAUCCUGAUGUCAGGAUCUUUCUGACCAUUUAGCCAGCAUUUGAGCAAUAAUAAUAAUUGGUGUGUUGGGCAGAUUUUGGGGUCCCUGAGGUCAAUCUGAGUGCAGCAGUGAUGGGGUGUGGGGGUCUCCCCCAGGAGCUGCAGCACAAUUCCAGCUUCCCAUGAGGUUCACCAAGACCUCCUUCCAACCAGGAGUGGGAUGGAGUUCAGCUGGAACACCAAGGCCUCGCUGGGUACUCGGAUUUCAGUCGAUAACCAGAUUGAGAUAUCGAGGAGGAAAGAGAAAUGCCUAAAAUGUGACUCAGAAUUCACAGUCCAGAAGGGCUUUUGUGGAGUGAGAAGAGCUCCCUUGGCAGUUGUUGGGUGUUGCUCAGUGGCUGGAGCUCUGGGGAGUGUCACAGUGGAUUGGAAUUUUCCUUUGACUCUCCAUCCAUUGCAUGGAAUUCCUUUAAAAAGCCAAAUUGUUGGAUUGGAAGUGUCCUUCUGAUCUGUCUGUGCUUUUGGUCACUGUGUGACUUUGACUGUUCAUGUGUUCAGAAGGUCCCAGCUCAGCAUUUAAGCGUUCGCUUCCCAACAUCCUCAUCCCACAAUCCAUGGAAUGCCGUGGAUUCCCUGUUCCCAGAGCAAUCCCUUAGAAGUGCUUGGCUGACUUGGGCCUUAAUGAAGAAUGCAUACUGUAAUUAGCAGUGUUUUUUAGGCUAUUUUUAUGUAUUUUUUAAACUUUUAAAAUGAGCCUGACCACACCGUGUUCAGUCUUUUGAAAUGUUUGCGUUUCCCUCGUCCCAUUUUUCGUGUAAAGUUACUGGAACUUUUCUGUAUAACCAAAAUGUAUUUAAUUUAUCAAAUCUUUAUAAUAUAUAUAUAUGUAUGUAUUAUACAGUUUCAGCUCUUAUUAUUUUUUUUUCCUUACGUUUCUAAUUUGAUCUUGCUGUGUUUUUAAUGCCGGUGAAUGUGGCUGAAUUAUUUGUAUAUGCAAAUUGCAAGAUCUAAUACAUUCUGAUGCAAGAACAAAGCUUCCUUUUUAUUCUCCACCUGCAUUAUUUUCCUUUAAAUCUUUUAAUUUCAUUCCUGUGUUGUGUGUUCAUUUGAAUUAAGCAUUCUAAAAGAGUUGAAAUCCAUUAUCUAGAUCAGUAAUUUUUCAGUGCUUAUCUGUAGCUGUUUGGGAGUAAAAUUGAUUUAUUUUGAAUAUUGUGCAUAUAAAGGGUGUAGGAACUCAUGGAAGCAGUUGGAAUCUGGGUCAUCCCAAACUGUCUGGAUAAGUAAGAUCUGAUGAAAUAAAUAUAGUAAAAUUAAGUAAAUAUAGCAAAAUAAUCCUGUGGUAAACUGUGGUGUCGUACCAAGAUAGAAAUAGGUUCUAAACUUCCAGCUGUGUCAUCAAUCGUGAAUUGAAAGUUCAUUCUAAUUAACAGCAAUUUUUUAAUUCAUUUUGACAAGUUUUGCAUUGGAUAUGUUGCUAAAGUUAACCAGGAUGGCCCUGCUGUUGUAACAAGGUAGGGGAGGUUUGUGUAAAGCAGGAGUAACUGCUCAGGGGUUGCAUCCUAAUGUCAAAUCAAAUAGGAUUUCUCGAAGCCUGAUUUCUGUUUGGCCCCUUUUCUGUUUCCCUGCUCCACCUCACACCUCCCAUUUGGGAGAUGCUUCUGCAGGGGGGCUCAUUUUAGGAUUUAUUUUUCCCCCACAGUUGUUGGGAAGAACUUUCCUGCACGUCCUUCCUGGGCGUUGUUCUAACGUUGGCAGGAUGAGAGGAAAUGGCCUCAAAUUGUGCCUGGGGAGGUUUGGAAAUUAAAAUUUCUUCACGGAAAGAGUUUUAAAGCUUUGGAAAAUUGCCUGGGGCAGUGGUUCCCAUCCUUGGAAGUGUUCAAAAAAUGUGUGGGUGUGGCAUUGAGGACGUGGGUUAGUGGUGAACUGGUUGAUGGCUGGAUUUGAUGAUCUUUUCCAAAUUUAACAAGUCCCUGAUUCUCAUUUGCCAUUGCAGGUAAAAGCUGUUAAUUUUUUUAAUUAUUCCAGAGGAGUUGAUAAACUCUUUUGUGUGAUUGGGUCAUGUACUUUCAUUCAGCUUGUGAGGCCACUGGGAGAUGACUCUGUGUGUGAGGACAGUCAGGUGCCUUGGUGUGGUCUCAGAAAACAGAAGAAUCUCAAAUAUUUAUCAGUUCUUGGUUAAUUAAUUAAUAAUGAUAAUAGUAACUGUCGAUCACACAGCAAAUGUGGAUAUUUCUAUACUCUACUGGUGGUAAAGUUGUUUUUUUCCUACUUUUAAAGCUACCAUAAAGACCUUCUGGUUCCUUAUCUGGUUCUGUUUUUAGAAACUGAGCUUUCAUAAAAAAUACACUUUGAUUGCAAACUGUC